Molecule: messenger RNA, 2450 nt
Organism: Bubalus bubalis (water buffalo)
Lineage: Eukaryota; Metazoa; Chordata; Mammalia; Artiodactyla; Bovidae
Gene: CCDC82
Product: coiled-coil domain containing 82
Exons: 9
Coding region: 470-2035 (521 amino acids)
Cellular component (GO): nucleus
Source: RefSeq, a predicted model, not a curated record
GCGGGAAACGUUCCCGCGGGCGCUCUCGGGGUGGGCGGGACUGCUCCCCGCCCUGCCCUUCGCUCCUCGCGCGCGCCAUGGGGGCUGCGGCAGGCUGGUCGCCCGCUCCUUCCGCGAAGGGGAGUGGGCCGGCAGGAUGCGCGGGACGCGGAGGGUGACUUCGCGCGCUUCUCUGGUCUUUCCAGAUUCUCGUUUGUUUUCUGGGGGUCGAGCGCUAGUAAGCUCUGGGGGUCUGUGACGUUCCGCGCGGGGUCUCGCCAAGCCGUGUCGGAGGGUCCCGCGUCCCAGCUGAGGCGCCCUUCCCAUCAGGUGGCGAGUGGCGGGCGGGCGGGCUUGCUGCGCCAGGCGUCUGUGUCCCGCGGAGGAGCCAGCAGUCAUUGUAUAACGCUGGACUGGGAAUCAGAAGACCUGGUUUCUCAUCCCUGUUCUGUCACUAAUGAGCUGUGUGAUCUUUGAAGCUUAAGUGAAAAUGGUACAUGUUAGAAGACAUGAAACAAGGCAAAAUUCUAAAACUCAAGGGCAUGAACAGAAAUCUCGAGUCGAUUGGAGGCGGACUAAAAGAAGUAGUCUCUUGCUGUUGUGUGAGAGUGGUGACGAGCUUGAGAGUGAUGAAAGUGUUGACAGUAAUGAAAGUGUUGACAGUGACGAAGAUCCUGACAGUAACAAGGGGCCUGAUUGCAUUAAGAAGCCAGAAAAUGAAAGAGAGCUUAAAUUAAUUAAUGUUGAAGGUGAAGGAAGCAGUAGUAAGCAUCUCAUUAACACUGACAAUAGUUCAACAUAUGAAGAAGAAAAGAACAAAACUAAACAUGGAAGUAUUGACUUAGAUCAUGAAAAGGGUUCAGGUCAAGAGGAGGGUGAUCUCAACAAACACACUGGACAAAUAACAGAGGAGGAUUUAGAAGAAGAACACAUCAAGCGAGGGAAGAGAAAAAGGAUCUCCUCUGUGAUGUGUGACAGUGAUGAGAGUGACGACAGUGAUAUCCUAGUUAGGAAAGUGGGUGUUAAACGUCCACGUAGAGUGGUCGAAGAUGAAUGUUCUUCAGUGGAGAUGGAGCAAAAAAAUCCUGAAAAAACUUCAGCCACAAGAAGGCGAGAACAGCAGCAGAAACUGGAGGAACUCUCAAAACAGAGAUCUCGUCAGAGACAUAACAGUAGUAGAGAUUUUGAGGACUCUGAAAAGAAAUCCUCCCCCAGCAGUGAUGAAAAUGAUGUUGAGGAGGAAGAGGAAGAAGACAAUGAUUAUGAAUUUGAUGAAGAUGAAAUCAUUGAUAAAGAUGGAGAUCAUUAUAUUAUUGAUGGCUUUGUAGUACAAGAUGAGGAAGGUGCUGAAGAGAAUAAAAGCCAACAAGGAGAACAGUUGACUACAUCACAAUGGAAAUCAAUAAAACAGAAUUCUCUUUGUGACCACUAUACUCACUUUGAAAGAGUUGUGAAGGCUCUUCUGAUCAAUGCUCUAGAUGAAUCUUUUCUGGGAACAUUAUAUGAUGGCACCAGGCAGAAAUCGUAUGCACAAGAUAUGUUGACUUCUCUUUAUUAUUUGGAUAACCGCUUUGUUCAGCCUCGUCUAGAGAAUUUAGUCUCUAGAAGUCGUUGGAAAGAGAAAUACAAGGAGCGAAUAGAAAAUUAUUCUAGUGUAGAUAUCCAAUUGAAGAAUUCUGAGAACUGUUUGUGCCAGGCUUGUGGGUUGUAUCGCCACUGUGAAUACUCAGUGCAUUUAUCAGGAAAGCUGUAUGACACCAGGACCAUGGAAACAGAUGACUUCAUGUCACACGAUAAACAGGUGUUUACUGUUGGCAGAAUUUGUGCUGAGCGAACCAGAAUUUACCAUAAACUGAAACAUUUUAAAUUCGAGCUGUACCAAGAGUGUUGCUCCAUUGCAAAGACAGAAGAGGUUGAGGAUGAAGAGGUUAAAGAAACAGUGGAAAGAAUUUUCCAUCAGUCAGAAAACAGUGGCUGGAUUAAGGAGAAAUAUGAUCAACUUCAAGAAUAUCUCAAUUUGGCGGAUUACUUUAAAGAGGAGAAGUUUGAAUUUUAACACAUUUCCUUCAGAGAAGAUUUUGUAAAUUCCUGUAAAUGUGAAGAUCACAAGUCUUGUUUCUCUGUAUCAUGUGACCUAUUUAUAUAUUUUAUGUAUAGCUUCAUGGCAAAAUAUCUUGUGUGAAACAUGUUCAUCUUAAUUUCCAUGAAACAAUACUCUGCAGUCUAAUAAAACUUUUAUCUACUGUACAUAGAAAACACAAGCCUAACUUUAAGUGUAUUUGAAAGUUAUAUAACAAUGCCUUUAUAUCAGAUGAAUAUCAAGUGAAUGAGCUGUUCAUGUCCUGUCAGUUUAUUAGAAAACCAUGUAUUUUAAAAAUCUAUUUAGAUUAACAUCUAUGUGUAUUUAUUGCUGAAUUCCUGCCCAGAUCUGCUUAUUAUCCUUUUGUAAUAUUAAAUGAUCUUCACUAACA